CGUUCACAGAGGUCCACAGAGUCCAUCACACAAGCCUUCAGUCUCCACCCUCUCCAUCCCUCCUCCCCUCGUGUCCCUGCGCCCAGCCCCUUCGUUAACUGUGGUAUGAAAGAGAAGCCUCUUGCUGGCAGUCACACUACCAGAUCCUCACCGGAGCCUCGCUCACAGAACAAACCCCCCGCACACACUGACUCAGGCCUGGACACGGAGAUACAGUUGGCUGCCAAGUCAUAAUCGGUGCACCUCUGAGUGAAGCUUUGCUUCGCCAAACCUCUUUUUUUCUACCACUAACAUGGAGCUCCACAGUGUGCAUAAAACCUUCCACCACAGUCACUUUGGUGAGGAGAAGAACCAGAUGCUGAACCUGAACCGACGCCUGGAGACCUACCUGAGUCGUGUCAAAAUCCUAGAGGGAGAAAAUGCGCUGCUCGCAAAGGAGAUCCAUGCUCUGAGACACAGCAAUCAUGGCGCUUCAACACGCAGGAAGGGCUUAGAGGAAGAGCUGCGGCAAGCAAGACUGCAGUUGGAUGAAGCCUGGGGGGACAGGGUCCACACAGAGCUGGAGAUUGGCAGGCUGACCGAGCAUUUCCAAGCCCUGGACCUGCAGAGACAGAGGGAGGCUCAAGCCCAUGUGAAGGCCAAGACAUUGCUGGAGCAAAGCAGGAAGGAGCUGGAGGAAGAACAGAGGGCACAGAUCUGGCUGAGAGAGAAGGCCAGUCAGCUGGAGCAGGAGAUGAAGCUCCUCGUUCAAACCCAUCAGGAGUCCGUGGCCCACUUGGAGGCCACGCUGACCCAUUCCAGAGCCACAGUGCCACCCACAUUGGCUCAAAGGGGCAACCAGACACCAAACCUCCUACAGCUAGGGCAGGAAUACUCCCAGAGGGCCUCCCGAGCAUGGCAGGAGGCAACAGAGGCCUAUCAGGGCCAGUUAGCUCAGCUAGAGGAGUCGCUUACCCUGGCCAGGAGCCGUUUGACCCAAGUGGGUCAGGAGAAAGGCGAAAGCCAGCUGAGGCUUCAAGCCCUGGAGAAGGAGAUUGCCUCAGCUCAGGACGUCAGGCUACAUCUGGAGAGGACUACAGCCCAACAGAGAGACAGACACAGCCAGGAGAUCCAGCAACUCCAGGCGCACUUAGAGGGCCUGGAGGCGGAGAAACAGGAGCUGGGACAGCAGAUCGAUCGUCUCCUCCUGGAAAACCGAGGCCUGCUGCAGCUCAAAAUGUCCCUGGGUCUGGAGGUAGCAACAUACAGAGCUUUACUGGACAGUGAAAGCCUCGGGGGAGACAUCUCUGUGUUAAAUCAGCCAAGAAACAUUUCCAUCACAGAUGCAGUGUUCUAUUCCCAAGGGCUUAAAAAGAAUUACCAAACCCAGCUGUCUGCUAGCCGCAAGAGCACUUCCCUUUCAUCUCUUUGUGUUAAAACAAGAACAGCACCAACAGCAAUAAUUGCAACACCACUCUACAAUCGAACUUUCACUGAAACACCAAAGAUUUUAAAUAACCCUGCUGUUGCAGAAGCAACGAGGUCAGCAACAUGGGAAACCCCCUAUCCAAAAAUACUGCAAGAUGGGGCUGUUGAAAAUUUUAGACCACAGGAGGUUCAUGAGAAAGUCACUUAUGCUGAGCCUCUCUCACCUCCUAAUGAGCAGGAGGCCUUUGCUCAAAUUGCAUCAGGGGACAAAGAAGAUGAAGAGGAUUGGAACGGUGUUGAUGAAACUCCUGAGGAAACACCAGUUGUGGAGGAGGUUGUCAGUUACCAGGCUGAGUCUGGCCUCAGCAGCGAGCCACUCUUCAAUGAUGAAGUUAGUCACCAUCAGAUUACAACGCCCAACAUUACACCAUACCAUGUCGUAGGGACCGAGAAGCCCUGCAUUUUCUCAGAUGAAUCUGAAAAGGAUUUGCCUUUUGAAGGUCCUGCUGAAAAAGAUGAAAUGAAACAGCCACAUGAUCCAAUUGAAGCGUGGGGAAAGAAAGAGUGCAUAGGCAAAGCAGUAGAGCAUGUGCAAGAGGAGACCUCAGAUUCUGAAACUCGGGCAGCGCUUGAACCAACCUUUGAAUCCGGGACAGGCAGUCCAGCGCCUGAAUGUGAGCAUGCAGAAAGUGUGUUUAACCAGUUGACAGAUUUCAGCCGAGAUGAAAACAGUUCAAAUGAGGAUGCAGCUGAGAUAAGACAAGGAAUAAGCUGUUCUAUGGUAGGAACAAAGGAGAGAGAUGUUGAAGAUAAGUUGUACUUUGAUGGAGAAGAGAUGGAUACGUGGGAUAGUGUAAUAGAAAGGAAGGUGGAUCUGAAGACAGACGAUGACAGAGAGAAGGAUGAAGCAAAAAGACGACAUGCUGAACCAGAGGAAGAAAUAUCAUCAGGCGAACCUGUCAGUGUACAAGAUGACAACAUGGCCUCUUUGGUGAUGGGCACACAAAGAUGUGACUGUGCCCUGACACAGCCUUCCGUACGCUUGAACAUCACUACAGCAAGGUCCCGUUCAGGAGUCUGCGUUUGUUGCAUGACGGGGAGAGAGUGGAGUCACCCCUGA
This is a messenger RNA of Xiphias gladius (swordfish), 2527 nucleotides long. It is a transcript of the gene nes, whose product is annotated as nestin. Lineage: Eukaryota; Metazoa; Chordata; Actinopteri; Istiophoriformes; Xiphiidae. Gene Ontology annotation, biological process: positive regulation of intermediate filament depolymerization. The record is from RefSeq and is a predicted model, not a curated record. Bases 293 to 2527 code for a protein of 744 amino acids. The transcript is spliced from 7 exons. Gene Ontology annotation, cellular component: intermediate filament. Gene Ontology annotation, molecular function: CCR5 chemokine receptor binding; intermediate filament binding.